AUGAAACACAAGCGGAACCUCGAGAGCGCUAGAAAGAGAGAGAGCGAGCUGGACGAGGUGGCGGCGACGAAUCGCGAAUGCGGCUACUCGAAACGCAUUCGAUUUGGCAUAUCGCCGCCGGCGGAUCAGUUUCUCUCGAUCGACUCGAUAUCGGGAACCGUGUGCAUUUCGAAACAAUUUGAUUAUGAGACGACGAAAUCGUUCCAGGCGACCGUGACCGCGACGAAUUCGAAUGCCGAAUCAUCGACGUCGCUCAUUGCGAUCAAACUCACUGAUGUCAAUGAUAACUGGCCCGUCUUCUAUCCGAACGAGUAUCAGCUAACGGUGCGCGAAGGCGCGAUGCCGACCGAGGCGCUUCUUGUCGUGUCGGCGACGGAUGAUGACGAUGGGCUUCUUGGCGACGUCGCUUAUCAGAUUGUCAGCGAGAGUCGAAGUUUCGCGAUCGACUCGAAAAGCGGCGAGAUAUUUGCAAAGAGGGAUCUGACGAAGGGAAGGUAUCAUCUGGUGGUGUCGGCGAAAGACGGGCAAGGAUUGGCGGCCGAGUAUCCGGCGAAUGUGCACAUCACGGUUGUUGGGCCGGAAGCGAGAACGCCGGAAUUUAGUCGAACGAAAUAUGUGAUCCGAACGACGGAGGACAUCCUUCCCGGAAUUGCCAUCGGAUCGGUGGCAGCGGUUUCGGAAGGCCGCAUUCGGUACAGCAUCUAUUCGGGCGAUCCGCAGCAUCAGUUCUCGAUUGAUGAGGAGAGCGGCAAGAUUUUUGUGACGAGAGAUUUGGAUGCGGACGCGCAAGACUCGAUCCUUCUCAACGUCCAGGCGACCAUCGACGGCGGAUUCUCGAAUCAGACGCAAGUGUUGGUUGUCAUCGACGAUCACAACGAUAAUCCGCCGGUGUUCGCCAACUCGAUGAUUGAGAUUACUGUAGGAGAGGAUACGGUGGUCGACGAGCCGUUUUAUGUUGUUCAAGCGAGCGACAAGGAUAAGAAGAAUAAUGGCAGAAUCACCUAUUCAAUUAUUUCGACGCAUCCGACGAGCGCGAUCGCGAUCGAUUCGAUCAGCGGACAAAUCACGACGAGGAAGCCGUUCGACUAUGAAUCGGUUCGGGAUUUUCGCGUGCGAAUCAGGGCUCAGGAUGGCGGCAUUCCGCCGAAAUCGUCAAAUAUGACGCUGUUCGUUCACAUUGCUGACGUCAAUGACAAUUCGCCGGCAUUUGAUCGCAAAACGUAUCGAAUGGAGAUUGUGGAGAAUUCGCCGCCGAAAAGUUUGGUUGGCCGAGUGAUUGCUAGCGAUUUGGACAGCCACGAGAACGGCCACGUGGUUUAUCGGAUCACAAACGGAUCGGAGUAUUUUGGAAUUGACGAGAAGCUCGGAACGAUCUACACGAAACGAUCGUUGGAUCGCGAGGUGAUCUCGCAUGUCGACAUCACUGUGAGCGCCCACGAUCGCGGAUCACCGCCGAGAUCGUCGAGUGUCGACGUUCGCGUUGACGUGUUGGAUGUCAACGACAAUCCGCCGUCGUGUCAAUCGAUCACGCCGAUCGUUGUGCCCGAGAACGCGCCGCCAUCGCUGGCGAUCGGCACGAUUGUGGCGAGCGAUCCCGACAAGGGCCAAAACGGAAGUGUGCUCUAUCGCGCCCAACUUCAGCACUCAUUAUUUGUCGUCAAGGCGAAUGGCGAUGUCUACCUUCGACGACAGCUGAAUGCCUCCGAUGAGCAACUACAACGAUUGUCGGUGAUCGUAUCCGAUCAGGGGACGCCGAAGAAGAGCACCGUGUGCCAUGUUGGUGUGAGAGUCGCGAAAGGCGCCUCGAACAUUCGACUUUACGAACCGAUUCCGCGAAUGGUGGCGAUACCGUCGGAAUGCGUCGCCGGUUGCCGCCUCGCGUUCAUCAAUGCGACCGGCGUUGCGACGUGGCAAAUUCAGAGCUCGGAGAUUUCGAAUCAUUUCAGCCUACGCGACGGCGUGGUGGCGAUGAUGUCGUUGCCGGCGCAUCGGCCGCCGUACUCGUUGGUUGUGGUGUUGUCCGAUUCGCAGGGACGGCAAAAGUCGUUGCAUUUGAGAAUCACGUCGGAUUCGAGCGCCGCGCGUGACGAGGUCUUCAGAAUCGCCGAGACGACGUCGAUUGGCUCGAAGAUUGGCCGCCUCGGCGAGCGAUUGUUGGACGCGUUCUAUCGACGCGUCGAUGAAUGUCCGCUGGAGCUCGACGAGACGUCGGGAGCGUUGUACUUGGCCGAUGGGAUUCGCAGCAGUCGACGAGCCGACAACUACUCGUGCACAUUCGAGAAGUACAACACGACCGACGGCAGUGUCGAGGAGAUGCGCGUCGAUUUGGAAGUGGCGCGAGCGCGCAACGAUAAACCCGCGUUUGACGAUGAACAAGUGACGUUGAGCAUCGGCGAGGACACGCUUCCGGGAUCGAUCAUCUUCACGGCGAAUGCGACGAGUGUCGAGGACGGUCCGAUCAGCUAUCGAUUCGCGGGAGCGGUCGAGAAUUUUGCGAUCGAUCAAUUCACUGGCGACGUCUCACUCGUCGAUGCGCUUGAUUAUCGCAAGAAGGCGCAAUAUCAUAUUGUCAUCGAGGCAUUCACGACGAGUCGGCCCACUUCGAUGCUGCUUACUCUCAACGUCGAAGAAUCAUUGGGUGUGCGAGUGCCGAGAAUCAUCAGCCCUCCUUUGAUAUUGAUCUCAGCGGAAGUCCGAAAAGGGGCGAUUGUGCAUCGAGUGAUUGCUGAUGGCGCGGCGAGCUAUGAGAUCAACUCGGACGAUUCGGGAUUUGAAAUCGAUUCGGCCACCGGCGAAAUCAAUGUUGUGAAGACGACGGAGGUGUCGUCGGAGAUUGUGGUGCGCGCGCGGAACGCCGACAAAUUUGACGAGCAGAUUGUCGCGAUUCGAACGAUCAACGACACGUCGGCGAAUCAUUGGCACUUCUUCGAGCAGCAACAAUUAAAGGUUGAGAUGAAGGCGUCGCCGGCGGCGAAGAAUCAACCGAUUGCCUCGUUCCUGUGGCGAGGUGCUGAAUUGAGUUUGGUGCCGAAGAAUGACGCGAUGUUUGAACUCAAGGAUGGCUAUUUGAUCGCGAAAUCCGACAAUAUCCCACCGCAAUCGUAUCAUCUGACGGUUCUUGCCGAAUCCGAAGACGGCGGCGAAUUCGAUUGGUGUCAAGUCGAGAUCAAAGUGACGUCGUCCGAGAACACGGCGAAGCUCGCGUCGGGUUCGUGCGGAGCUAUGACGAUUGAGGAGAAUGCUGAUUAUCAUGGUCCGAUUAAACGAGUCAUUGCCAGCGGAGCGACGCCGAACGCCACGUUCAGAUUCCAGGGUGUCAAAGACGAGUUUACGAUCGACGCGAAGACCGGCGAGAUAUUCGCGAAGGCGUUGGAUCGCGAGCGAGCGCAAGAGCACCUACUAGUUGUGAUUUUGACGGAUACGCUUGGAAAUGAUUCGUGCACAAUUCGGGUUUCGGUAGCCGAUGUGAACGACAACCGGCCGAUAUUCGACGACGUCCCACAACAGUUGGAGAUCAAUGAGACGGCUCAAGUGGGCGAUGUGAUCUACCGAUUCUCGGCGUCCGAUAAGGACAUUGGGAAUAAUGGAAAGAUCUCGUUCGAGCUUCUCGAUGACCCGUCGCAAUCAUUGGAUGUGAUUCCCGAGACGGGAGCGCUCGUGUUUCGACGAUCGUCGUCGAACGAGAUGAAGGCGUGGAACAUUCGUGUCAAGGCUUUCGAUCAUGGCAAUCCGUCGCAAUCGAGCGAUCAGGUUAUUCAGAUUGUGAGCCGUGCGAGUCGCGCCGCCUCGCCGCCCACCUUCUUGCGUCAAUCAUACUUGGCGUCGGUUGAUGAAGGAAUGCCGCGUGGGCAGUUUGUCGCCAAAUUGGAAUCGUCGCUUGCCGAGGAUCACGGCAUCACGUACAGUAUUGUUGAGGGGAACGUCGACGCGGCGUUCAACAUUGAUUCCGAUGGGAUCAUUCGAACCAAUUUGGAAUUGGACCACGAGAUUUAUGAGCGCUACAAUCUGAAGGUGAUCGGAAUCGGGAAGCAGCAAAUCUCGACGAGAAUCGAUGUGAAAGUCAACAAUCUCAACGACAACAUCCCUUCAUUUCCGGUGUUCCAUCAGCGAAAAAUGUCGGAGGCGGCGCGGAUUGGGAGUUUUGUGGCGUCGAUUGCCGCCAAGGAUGUCGAUCAGCUGGCGCCACUGCAAUACUUUCUGCACGAGCCCGACGAGAAGUUCCAUUUGGAUCGGUUCACCGGCGUCGUUCAUUUGAUCGACGCGUUGGACUAUGAGACGAAGAAGGAGCACGUGCUGAAGUUGCGCGUCACCGAUGGCAUGUUUGACACUUAUUCGAAUCUGACGAUCAGCGUGAUUGAUGUGAACGACAAUCCGCCGGUGUUCGGCAAACCGAUGUAUGAGAUUCGGGUGGCGAAGCACACAUUCUCGUCGAGUGUACCGGUGGCGACGAUUGAGGCAAUGGAUCUUGACGCGACGUCGCGAAUCGUCUACACGGUGAAGCCUGGUGAUCUUCUAAGCAUCGAUGGGAAUGGCACUUUGUAUUUGGCAGAAGCUCGCGACGUCGUUGGAACAAUCACGGCAAGUGAUGGCGAGUUGACGUCGCACGCGCCGGUUGUCAUCAGAAUCGUCGAUGAUCAGAAGUUUGAGCCGAUCGUGUUCACGAGGAAUGUGUUCAGAUUCAAAGUUUUCGAGAAUUCGCCGAUCGGAAUGUCGAUUGGCAAUUUUUCGACGGAAAAUCGCGAGCGAUUCUAUCGGAUUUUGAGUCCGCAAGCGGCGAAAACGUUUGCGAUUGAUCGAUUCGGACGGAUUUUGAUUGAGGCGGAUGUCGAUCGCGAGACACGCGCGUUCUACGAGUUUCACGUCGAGACGAACAACGAGAAGUGUCGAGUUGAAAUCGAGAUUCUUGACGAGAACGACAAUUCGCCGAAAUUCGCGCAAGGCGUCGUGCACGUGAAUCUGAAGGACGGCAUGACGCACGGACAGAUUAUUGGAUCAUUGAUUGCCCAUGAUCCGGACGCGAUGGAGAACGGCCGACUCACGUAUCGAAUACUGACUGGCAAUGAUUAUGGGAUUGUGUCGAUCCAUCAGGAUUCGGGCGCGAUAGCGUUCAACGAAUGGAACGACGCGCAACUUUUCGAGCAGCCAAAUGCCACGUGGCGAAUGAUUGUCGAAGCCAGCGAUCACGGCAAUCCGAGUCUAUCGUCACUUGCCACCGUCAUUGUGUCGGUGAAGAUGUCCGCGUGGAGCGGAUCAGCUCCGUUCUUCGUGUUGCCCGCCUAUGAGAUUCAUGUGUUGGAAGGGACGCCGAUGAACACGAUGGUUCAGAAGGUGCGAGCCAGCAAUCGGCUCGGAUUGAAGAAUAGCGGAUUGAUGUAUUCGCUGAAGGACCACAACGGGAAGUUGUCGAUCGACGUUCUCACCGGCGAGAUUAAGCUGAAAACGCAUCUCGAUUGGGAAUCGGAACCGAUUCACUCGAUGCUUCUCUCGGUGUCUGACGGCAACGGUCGAUCGGCGGUGGUGCCGUUGCGAUUGAUCGUCGAGCCGAUCGAUGAAUUCGCGCCGGUGUUCACGCAGCCCGCGUACACGUUCAAAGUGCCGCUGUCGACCGAGCCCGGCGAGUCGAUCGGACAGAUUCGCGCGAUUGACGAGGACGGCGGUGUCCAUGGAAUCGUGCACUACUCGAUUCUCGAUCGACAAUCGACUGUUGAGAUUGAGAAGACGUCUGGAGUUAUCUACCUCCGAAAAAGUCUUGAGAAUCGCCGAAAUCUGACGAUUGAGCAGUUCAACGUCGCCGCUUUCAGUGGUCCGUUGAAACAGAGCAAGGCAACGGUGCGGCUCGAGAUUGGACCAUUUGAAUCGCAUUCGAGACUUCCGAAGAUUCUCGAAAUGCGGACGGUUCAGUUUGGCAUCGCGAUUCUCGUGCUGCUUGUCGGCGUUCUCAUCGUCACCAUCGGUUUGUGCAUGUGUCGAAGUCGUCGCGACGGGAAGGCGUCGAGAAGUGGCGGCGGCGGCGGCGGUGCAAUCAAAGUGGCCAACGUGUUCUCGGGACCGCCGAAGCCGCAGAAGCAGGUCUACUCGGUGCAGACGGGCGAGAUUCGCGUGCUGUCCGGCGACAUCGCCGCGUCGGAAUCGAUGCCGUCGACGACGUCGUCGUCGGACGCGCUUCGAGGCGGCGUCGCGAGAGGCUCGUCGCGAUCGCAAAUCGAUUCCGGCAUCGAUCCGGACAACAUCUCGGUGAGCUCGUCGGUCACCGAUUAUCUCGUGUCGCUCGGCGUCAACGCGAAUCCGAUACCGCCCAAAAUUCGACAAACGUGCACCUAUGAUUCGCUUAAAACGGCAUCGAUGAAUGAUUACAUCUACGCGAGAGUUGAGGACGUCCUUCCGCCGGGUCCGAUCAGCCUCACCAAUCCGCAUCAUCAUUCGCUUCUAAGGCAGCCGCUAUAUACGUCAGCUCAUCAGAAGCGUGCGCCGGUGGUGCCGUCGUUUGAGCCGCUCACAGAAAUCUUCAACGAGAUAAUCGAGAUGAAAAAGGAUGAGGAGGAGCAGCAGCGGAAGCGGCGAAAAGAGUAUGUGCAAGUGGAAAUUUAG
Molecule: messenger RNA, 6588 nt
Organism: Caenorhabditis bovis
Lineage: Eukaryota; Metazoa; Nematoda; Chromadorea; Rhabditida; Rhabditidae
Source: the annotation of a GenBank genome assembly